Molecule: messenger RNA, 6338 nt
Organism: Mizuhopecten yessoensis (Yesso scallop)
Lineage: Eukaryota; Metazoa; Mollusca; Bivalvia; Pectinida; Pectinidae
Product: dnaJ homolog subfamily C member 5-like
Exons: 6
Coding region: 105-794 (229 amino acids)
Source: RefSeq, a predicted model, not a curated record
GAUAAAGAUCCACUAGAUGUCACUGUGCUCAGUUAUCGAUAAAUUAUAAUUAUUACAAAAUGGAAUGCAAGUGACCGGCUUUCUGUAACAGAAAGGAAAUCAAGAUGAGUAGGCCUAGAGCGUAUUCGAAGUCCGGGAACUCGCUGUACGAGUUGCUUGGUCUGAAGAAGGAGGCCACUCAUGAUGAAAUCAGAAAGGCUUAUAGACGGUUGGCACUGCGGUUUCACCCCGACAAAAAUCCGGACAAUCCAGAAGCAGCAGAUAAGUUUAAAGAUAUAGCCAAAGCACACACAGUUCUAACGGACACGACCAAGCGUGGAAUCUACGACAGGUAUGGCUCUAUGGGUAUCUACCUGGCCGACCAAAUUGGAGAAGAGAAUGUCAACAUGUACCUCACACUCACCAGUGGCUGGUGUAAGGCGUUGUUUGUUGUCUGUGGGCUGAUCACCGGCUGCUACUGCUGCUGUUGUUGCUGCUGCUGCUGUAACUUCUGCUGCGGAAAGUGCAGGCCGCGUGCUCCGGAUGAGGAGGGAGAGUAUGCCAACCUACAUGUAAAUAAAGAUGAGUUCAGUAGUCCUGAGGACCAAUCCCCUGUGACAUCCCAGCCCCAGGGUGGGACCGGUGCCAUCGUGAUGGGACCACCUCCAUCGGACGCAAACGAGACGACAAGCCUCAACGCGGACUCCAAGCCAACGUACGGAGUGGAUGGAAAGGAAAUUGAACCGACCAAUCAAAAUGAACAACACACGCGACAGAGGCCCCCGCUGUUUGAUGAUGACAUGGCCGACAGCUAGUUUUUGUUAUAUCUAGGUGUUUGUUUACUGUUAAGAUUGGAGAUAUGGAUGUAUGGGCGCAGUGCGUCGCCACAGAGUGACUGUUAUACAUGCUAAUAUCUCGACGUAAGAGAGACUUACUAACAUAGCAUUUAAAACUUGAACGUAGGACGUUAUCAGUUAUAUAUACAUAUGUAUUACUUAAUAAAAUGUCUGCGGACAUAUUAACAGCAUAAUCCAUCAUGAAAACUGCCAAGCAGCAAAAAGUGUUCUGAAACAGGUUGUACCAGAUCCUGGACCAAAAAUGUAUAAGCACCAAAGUCCUAGCUGGUCAUUCUGUAAAAUCCUGCCCUGUCUGAUGUGAUGUUGUGACUAACCUAGGGUCUUGAUCAACGAUGGAGACAGGAGGGCUAGGGGAGGAUCGAACUGUUUUAAAAUCUAGGGACUUUCCAAAUUAGCAAAAAUUAUUGAAAAUGAAAUUAUAAAAUAUGAAAUUAUGGAAAAUUAACGAAAAUACGAAAAAUUAUUGAGAAUAUGAAAUUAUGAAAUAUGAAAUUUGAAAUUAUAAAAGCAGCUGUCUUUCUUGUUCUUUGUUCCCUCGUAAUUCAUGGGCCAUUGAAUUGGCUCAGGACAGGAUUUUAGAGUUAAGUCAGUCCGUCAGUUGCAAGUCAGAUUAUAUAGUUGUGUUCAAGAACAAUUGAAGAUUAAGGCAAUUCUAACACUUCAAUUUUAUGACCCUUUUCUGAAGGUCAGGUUAAGGUGUUUUGUUAUAGUGGUUUGCACUGCCUCAUAUUAUUCAUAGUUCAUCAUUACAUAAUAAAUUGUUUACUGAUGGUUUUGUUUACUAAUCCAACACCUUACAAACAACAAUUAAACUAAUUCACUUUUAAUUACAAGGUAGAGUACAGGCUAACACGUUUGUUAACUAUGAGUAUAAAUACCUGAGCUCUAGUGACCAAGACUUGCUGUAUUGAAUUUUACUUAAUCUGUUCAGACCUAGUUUUUACUAAACAGUCUCUUUUCCUGUUGUAUUUCCAUUGAUGAAAGUUACUUCAGAUGUUUUUUCAUACAUCUUAUAAUUAAUAUUUCUCUUCGUAAUUUUUUUUUCUAAGGAAAUUUACAAAAUGUUCAUCAUAAAAAAUGCUAUAUAUAAGAUUUUGUACCUUUAUUUAAAAUUUCAUUGUAAACUUUGCAAAAUUAGCAAACAGUUUUGAAAUGAAGAGUAUUUGGUCAAAAUGCAAAAGCUGAUGGCAUUGUUUAAGAAAUAUUAAGCUAAACAAAUUUGAUUUAUUUUUUGUUUUAUGGGGGUGUUGCUUUGUAUAGCUUAUGAAUAGUUUUAAUGUUAAAACACUUAAAGAAUGUAGUCUUUAGUGGAGCCUAAUCGGUACAGGAAGCACCUGCCAUCUGUAUCAAAGGCUGUCUUCUUAACUUUUGAUUUCAACUUUCCUGUUUCAAGUAAGCAUGUCCAUCCUAAAUACUGUAUGCUGAUGUAUCAAUUGUUAAGAUUUGGACCAGUUUUAUUUGUUUAAUUUUUUUUUCGGGGUAAGGGGGAGGACAGGGGUGUCAGUUUGAUUGUGAUUUUAAUUUUGCAUGACUGCCAUGGUAACAUUAACGCCUUUAAAAUAUCUUGAUAUUUAACUUGAUUGACAGAUCAUUGUUAUAUUUAUUUUGGAAAAUAUUCUUGACUACGGAGUUUUAAUAGAGAAACGUCCCUAAUACUAGCAAUUCCAUUUUAUUACCAUUCCUGUGUACUGUUAAUUUUCUACUUGCUUUUGUGUGAACGACGAGUGAAAGACAGUUUGUAUGCUCCUUAUAAUCCUUUUAUUUACCGAUUUCAUUCAUAUCACGGCAACAUAUAUGUAAAGUAGUAUUUCAAAUGGAUCUCACCAAGUAUAUAAACUCCGUAGAGUUUUGGCUCAUUGAAAUACUGUUCUUUCCAAAAAAAUAUUUUCAAUUUUCUUCUUCUUAGACCAAAAAUAACCAUUUAAGUUGUUGUUGUUAUUAUUUUGAGGUGGUGAGUUUUCAUGCUGAUGUCUGAGAAAAAAUUUCACGAUACGUGUGAUGUGCUUAUUUGAAAAGUCAAGAUUAGAGGUUUUUGACAAGACAUAGUGCUUUUAUUUGAUAACUUUAUGCUUUUGGGUCAGAAAAUAAGAAAUUGAAGAUGCUGUUAUUGUUUUACGUUGGUGAGUUUUCAGGCCGAGUCUGAGAGAAAUUUCACGAUACGUGAUGCAUGUAUUGGAGAAGUCAAAUUUAGAGAGGUUUCAUGAUACACUUUAGUUAUGAAAAACUAGAGUGUUUGUACUCUGGAAGCUUGUGUGAUGCAAUGGAUUCUCAUGUGUUGAAUGCAGAAAUGUUAAAAAAUUUCCUUUAGACAUUGAAUUCCUUUUUGAGCAAAUUUAACUCAUUCACCCCUGAAGACACAUUUGAACUCUUCCAAUUCAAAGUUUGGAAUAGUUCAUUAUGGAAUUUCAGGGGUGAAUGAGUUUAACAUAAGCAAGCCUUGAUGUUUGUCAGUGUUUGAAAAUCAUGGUUCUGGCUGUGUUGCAUUAAUUUUGUUUUCUAUUCAAAAAUCUUCAUAAAUAUCAGAUUUUGAUUGAUCUUUUCUGUAUUUAUACUCUUUUUUCAUUUCGAAAUUUGUCUUUUAGAAGAAAUUUUAGCAAAUUUGCUAUAAACAUGUAUAAACAUUUACUUUGUAUAUCUGUUUUUUUCUUCUUACAAAACUCUCAUCUUGUAAAUAUUAUACAAAAUGCGUCAUUUGUGUAUGUCUCAUGUGUAUAACUGUUAAGAAUUUGAUAGUAGACUACAGAACGUCCUUCAAUGACCUUAGCUGUUAAAAUGACGUUAAACAAAUUAAAAAAACAAACCAAACAGUACCGAUGAUACUUGAAUGGUUCUACAUCGGUAAUGAUUCUCCUGAAACAGUUAACUAUCUAUUCAAGAUAAAAUCUUUAACGUAUGAUUGAAAAUAAAAUGACUUUCAAAAUAGUCAUAUGCACUUGAAUCUACAAUCCAGCUCUGGUUCUUAAACUCGUUCACCCCUGAAAUUUCAUGAUGGACUAUUCCAACCUCUGAAUUGGAAGAGUUCAAAUGUUACUUCAGGGGUGAAUGAGUUAAUGGUCAAUAUUUUUUCAUUCAUGUGUUCAAUUUUCAAAAAUGAUUUGGAAAAAAGCCAGAAUUUCUUAUUCUGGAAAUUUUCCACAAACAUCAAAGUCAUUAUGAAUUAGUAAGAUCAUGAGAAUUUGCCAAUGUGUUAUCUGUUUUGUUGUGUGUCUCCUGUGUUUAUAAUGAAAUGGAUUUAUCGUACAGUUGUAUAUUAGGAAAUGGCACUCUGUAGUAUUCAUAAGUUCCCAAAUGUUUUAAACUGGACAAAACAGAUAUUUGCUGUAUCAGAAGAUCCUAGAAUGUAUUCUUUGUUGGAUUUUCGGCAGUAGUCUGUGAUUCUGAUUUCCGUAUUUCUUGUAACAAUGUAUCGCAGUAGUCUGUGAUUGGUUGAUUUCCCCAUCACUUGUAACACUGUUUGUGAUUGGUUGAUUUCCCCAUCACUUGUAACACUGUUUCAAUGUUUGUGACAUACAUCGCACAGGCAACAGUUUCUCAAAUUAAUUGUUCUCUUCAGAUAGCACUUAUACUCUCAUCAAUAUAUGUAGUUUAAAGUAAAUCUGCCAUUUAACAAGAAAUAUUCACAAUAGCACUGCUGUUAUAUGGAAUUAUUUUGCACUCUCCCUUGAUGUAUGUAAAAACAAAAUGUAUGAGAAACCUGCUUCCACGAAUCUUCUUCAUUCCUUUUGGAGUUCUAUACUUGCCAACACUCCUGAUUUAGCAGGGAGACUCCCGAGUUUGGACUCUAAAUUUAAGCAUUUCCAACCAGUGAAUUUACUAAACUUUUCCUAUUUUCUAAGAUCUAAUGAUUUUACUGAAAGGACAGCUCAGAAUAUGCCUUUUAAAAGUGUCAUUUUUUCUCUAGAGUGUACAUUUGCACAUAUCAUCAAUGUUUUAAAUUUCGAACAUGUGUAAUCUCCCCCAUGCGAAUUUCAAAAUGUUGGCAAGUAUACUGGAUGCUUAACUCUAAGUAUAUGCUGAACUUUAAACAUAUGCUUCACUUUUGGCUAUCUACAAAAUUCUUAAUUCUCAAUUCUUAGAUUUAUCAUAAGAAUGGGUCAAUAUUUUAGGAACUUCUCAGCUAAUUAGCACCUACUUUAGUCUGAGAAUUGAGAACUGAGAACUAAAAAAUUAAGAAAUUUCGUACCAGCAGGGCCUAGUACAAAAUGAGCUUUCGAUAGUGACACUAUACCUGUACAUCAACAUGAUAAUGUCUUGUAAUAGUCGAUCAUUGAUACUUUUUCAAUAUACUCCAUGGUGAUAGAUCAGUUGUCCUAGAUUUAACCCUUUCAACACCGUAGACCAUAAUGAACUCAUCCAGAUCAAGUUAUGGUAGAGUUCAUUAAAGUUACAUGGGGUGAAAGGUUAUCAAAAUUGUGCUCUACAUUUAUUCUUAGUGCUAAUUGAUAUACAUAUAGUGUAAUAAUCUUGUCAUUAGCAAUUAAGGGCACUGAAACAUCUGUAUAGCACUAUAUAUCCUUCGCACAAUGUAAAACCACUAUACUGCUAAUUUUUAUUUUUCAAAUUUAGAAUUUCGUUCCUAAAUCUUAUUGGCGUAAUCAACAUCAAACUAAAUUCCUAUUCACUCAUGAAACUGCAACACUGUGUAACAGUAACAUCUGAAAAAAAUAACAUAUUCUUUUGAGCCUGUGAACAAAUAUUUAACAGUGGUAUAUAUAUGAUAGUAGUCCUCAUCAUGAAGUUUUUAAAUUAAAUUAUUCGAUUUUAUCUGGUGGUAUUUGAAAUGGUUAAAUGCAUUUAGAGUGAAAAAGAAUAAUUACAAAGAUAUAUUAUAUGGAUUAGAUUGCAAGUUGUUCACAGAAGUAGUGUAAAAUAAUGUUUGAUAUUGUGAAGUAGAUGAGGUAUAAUUGAUUUUUGUGUUGGAGCAAAGGUUGUGAAAUCUGCUCUUCCAAGGUACAUGAUCAUUCAAGUAUAUAAUGUACUAACACACAAUGUAUGACAUUCUAAAACAUACAAAAAAAAAUCUUCAAAAGAUUUUUUCGAAACCAGCAAUAUUUUGUACACAAAUAAAAAGCUGGUUAAAAAAAACUUGUCAAUAAUCAGUAGGUAAAAAUUGAUAACCAGGAAGUGAAAGUCCAACAUGUAUGAAAUGUAUAUAAAAAUUUGAAAUUGGAAUUUUAGACAUUAAAUGCAAAAAGACCUAGACCCUGGUUUUGGUAAAGUUAAUUUGUGAAAUAAAGAAAAUCUGUAUUAUUCCAUGCUUUUGUAUCUGAAAAAGUUAUCCAAACUAUUAGCACAGUCAAAAGUUCUAAAAAAAAAUCAUUUGAAGUUGAUUAAUGAUUUGACCACCCAAACUUCCUUGACUACAUGGAGAUACCAUUUUAAAGCGUUAUGUAACUAGUAUCUGUGUUACGCUGGGCAGUUAUAUAUAUACUUAUUACAUAUACAUGAUAGUCCAUUAUUCAUGAAUUUGUUUACCUUACAAUAAAUUGCAAUCAUCCUCAA